Molecule: messenger RNA, 1266 nt
Organism: Humulus lupulus (European hop)
Lineage: Eukaryota; Viridiplantae; Streptophyta; Magnoliopsida; Rosales; Cannabaceae
Exons: 2
Coding region: 1-1266 (421 amino acids)
Source: RefSeq, a predicted model, not a curated record
AUGGAUGUUCUUAAUGAUAUAGCACAACCUAACAAUUGUGAAGAUGAUGAGAACGAGGUUGAUGAUGAGAUACCACCAACAUCAGAAUGCAGAGGUACUAGCCAAUACUAUAAUGACUUAUUUGCCGAGAUGGAGUCUCCGUUAUUCCCAGGGUGUGAAAAAUACACAUCUUUGAAUUUCGUAGCUAAGUUGAUGCAUUUCAAAGUGUUGGGGAAAAUUCCAAACAAAAUUUUUGAUGGAAUCUUGGAGUUGUUAGAAGAUGCAUUCCCAUCUCCAAAUAAGAUACCAAAGUCACAUUAUGCGUCGAAGAGGUUGAUGAGGAAAUUGGGAAAACACAAGUGCCCAAUUUGUGGGGAGGAUCGUUGGGUUGAUAAAAAUACCAAGGGGAAGAAAGUGGCCCAAAAAGUUAUGCGUUAUUUUCCAUUGACCCCUCGGUUGAUGCGAAAAUACGCGUCAAGGCACAUUUCUCAACAUAUGAGAUGGCAUCAUGAAGGGCGUGUUAAAGAAGAUGGUAUCAUGCGUCAUCCUGCAGAUGGGAAAGCAUGGAAGGAUUUUGACCGUAGCAAUCCAGCAUUUGCAAUGGAACCUAGGAAUGUGCGUCUUGGAUUGGCUGCUGAUGGAUUCAAUCCUUUUGGAAAUAUGAGUUUGUCUUAUAGCAUGUGGCCGGUUGUGUUAACGACUUACAACUUGCCACCGUGGUUAUGCAUUAAAGAGACUAACUUUAUGUUGACUUUAUUAAUUCCUGAUCCACAUUCACCUGGAAAAGAUUUUGAUGUUUUCUUAAGGCCAUUGGUUGAUGAGUUGAAGGAAUUAUGGGUGAACGGUGUUCAGACUCGAGAUGUUGUUGAUGGUAGUUUUUUUAAGCUUCGAGCAGCUUUAUUGUGGACUAUAAAUGAUUUUCCAGCGAGGACUAGUCUUUCUGGAUGGAGUGGUCAAGGUUACACUGCUUGUCCUACUUGCAAUGUAUCAACACCAUCAGUUCGUUUGCAAAAUAAGGUUGCAUUUUACGGUCACAGACAUUUUUUACCAAUGGGACACCAAAUUAGAAAAAAGAAGAAGUUAUAUGGUUCAGUUGAGAAAAGACCACCUCCAGAGGAAUUUAGCACUGAAGCUAUUUUCACACAAAUGAAUUUUAUGCCUGAAUCUCUUCCUGGUAAGCAUGUUAGCUACGGUGGACAAAAAAGGAAACGCACAAAAGAGCAAGUUGGUUGGCGUAAAAAAAGCAUUUUCUUUGAGCUCCCAUAUUGGGCCAAUAUGAAGUUGUGA